Messenger RNA from Colletotrichum spaethianum, 678 nucleotides. Its product is annotated as ADP-ribosylation factor. Gene Ontology annotation, cellular component: cytoplasm. The record is from RefSeq and is a predicted model, not a curated record. Gene Ontology annotation, molecular function: GTP binding; GTPase activity. Lineage: Eukaryota; Fungi; Ascomycota; Sordariomycetes; Glomerellales; Glomerellaceae. The transcript is spliced from 3 exons. Bases 1 to 678 code for a protein of 225 amino acids.
AUGUUCUCUUUUGGCCGCAAAGGGCUCGACCCUCACCGUGCAUUCAUCUUUGGCCUCGAUGUUGCAGGCAAGAAGACGACAAUGCAUCGCUUCACGCAAGGGGUGAAGGAGGUCGAACGGGUCCCGCCAAAUUUCAUCGCCGGCCAACUCAUCGAAACCUUCAGGUUCAAAAGUGGGUCAACAUAUGAACUCAUUUCAUUUGGAGGAUGCAAUAGGUUCAGAACACCCUGGGGCUCCAGCCACCCGCAGAAAGCAGACUUCGUCGUCCUCGUCAUUGACAUAAACGACCAAGACCGACUCCCUGAAGUCGUCGAAGAGCUUUCCAGAUUGCUUUCCUCCAUACGAAACGAGAUCGAGUGCCACGCCAUGUGGAUCCUUCUCAACAAGCAGGACCUGGUUCCAGACGCCCAGAGGGAGGAUUACGUCGACAAGGUGAGGCGCGAUCUGGACUCUGUCACAGCGCAAUGGGCGGGUGACUGGACCAUCAGGAUCGUCGACACGCCUGGCCUCAGCGCCCACUCGAACGACGGGAUGCAGACCGUCGUGGAUGAGAUCGCCGUAUUCCUCAAGAACAGGGAGGUGACCGGACCGCUUCGCCACGCGAUGGAAAGGGUCCGGGGCCCCAAGGUUCCGUAUCACUUGGCCACAAGCUAUCUAAAGCGCGGAUCCUCGAAAUGA